Molecule: messenger RNA, 2394 nt
Organism: Malania oleifera
Lineage: Eukaryota; Viridiplantae; Streptophyta; Magnoliopsida; Santalales; Ximeniaceae
Exons: 1
Coding region: 1-2139 (712 amino acids)
Source: RefSeq, a predicted model, not a curated record
AUGAAACCCUACGCAGCACCUCUCUGUUUCACCCUCCUCUGUUUCCUCCUCCGCGCUUCGGCAGACCACGACGGCGUCGAUGGCCGCACCAGCAUCAUCUUCACUACGCUGGGCAGGUCGGAUUACGCCUUCGACAUCUUCUCCCUCCCGAUAUCCUCAGACCCACUAACCAUCGCCAACGAGCUCCGCAUCACCGACGGCGAGUCCGUCAACUUCAACGGCCAUUUCCCCUCUGUGUCAUCAUCAUCAUCGUCAAUUUUCCCUCAAUUGCGCAAUCAAACCCUAGUCCAGAGCCCGGCCACACCCGAUCUCCAGCUCGUCUAUGUCACGGAGCGAAACGGGUCUUCCAACAUAUACCUCGAUGCAAUUUAUUCUGAUGCUCCGGUGAACGUCAGAAAGCGAUCUGCUCUUCAGGUGCAGGAGCGAGUUCAGGUUCCCCUGUUAGGGAGCGAACAGAGCAAAGGGCGUGUUUCCAUGAAGGAUAAGCCGAGUUUAACGGGUGAGUUUCUGGUGUACGUUUCGACUCACGAAAACUCGGGAGUGCCCCGGGCGAGUUGGGCUGCUAUAUACUCGACUCACUUGGGAACCGGGGUGACUCGGAGGCUGACGCCAUAUGGUGUGGCGGAUUUUAGCCCUGCGGUGUCGCCGUCGGGUACUUGGACGGCGGUGGCUUCUUACGGCGAGAAGGGUUGGGACGGCGAUGUUGAAGAACUCGUUACCGACAUCUAUGUUUUCAGAACUCAGGACGGGUCAAGCCGAGUCAAGGUCGUGCAACACGGCGGGUGGCCAACUUGGGCUGACGAGUCGACUCUGUAUUUUCACCGGAGAGGCAGUGAUGGAUGGUGGAGUAUCUACAGAGCGGUUCUUCCUGAUAACGGACCGAUUCACGCCGGGUCGGCUCUAAUAAAACGAGUUACCCCGCCGGGUCUCCACGCUUUCACUCCGGCCGCCUCGCCAGGUGACAAAAGCUUCAUUGCGGUGGCUACGAGAAGACCCAGUUCAAAUUUUCGCCAUAUCGAGCUCUUUGAUCUUGUCUCAAACCAGUUUAGAGAGCUGACUCGUUUCAUUUCGCCUCAAUUUCACCACUUUAAUCCGUUCAUCUCGCCCGAUUCGACCCGAAUCGGGUACCACAGAUGCAGUGGCGCCAUUAAUGGAAGAAAAAGCCCCCAUCUCUUCCUCGAAAACCUCCAGACUCCAUCACCGGAAGUGUCUCUCUUCAGAGUCGACGGUUCGUUCCCUUCUUUCUCACCCGCCGGCGACCGGAUCGCCUUUGUUAAGUUUCCGGGCGUUUACGUCGUGAACUGGGACGGUUCGAACCGGCGAGAGGUCUUCUCCGGCACCGCCUUCUCCACCUCUUGGGACCCGGUUCGUAAAGGGGUCGUGUACACUAGCACCGGUCCUACAUUUGCAUCCGAAAGCACAGGUGUGGAUGUCAUCUCCAUCAACGUCGACGGCGGCGACGAUCCGAGCUACACAAAGUUGACUACAGGUGGUCAAAAUAAUGCCUUCCCAUCCCCUUCGCCGGACGGGAAAUGGGUCGCCUUCCGGUCGGGUCGGUCGGGUCACAAGAACCUCUACAUAAUGGACGCCGUGCAUGGAGAGAGAGGUGGGAUCCACCAAUUAACAGAAGGGCCGUGGACGGACACGAUGUGUAAUUGGUCACCGGAUGGCGAGUGGAUCGCUUUUGCGACGGAUCGGGAGAACCCGGGUACAGGGAGCUUCGAAUUGUAUGCAAUCCACCCGAAUGGAACCGGGUUGAAAAAGGUUGUUCAAAGCGGGUUGGGCGGGCGGACCAACCACCCGUGCUUCAGCCCGGAUGGAAAGAGCAUCGUGUUUACUUCCGACUAUGCAGGCGUAUCCGCAGAGCCCAUAUCGAACCCGCACCACUACCAACCCUACGGUGAGAUCUUCACUGUGAAAUUUGAUGGUUCUGAUAUACGCAGAUUGACACACAACUCGUAUGAGGAUGGGACCCCUGCUUGGGGCCCCACAUUCAUCAAGCCAGAAGAUGUAGAGCAGCCAAUGAGUGGGCUAGGGUGCUCGUUUGAAGAUUGUCACUGGCUCAAGGUCAAGGGGGCUCCGAGCCAAGGUGUGGGGGGUGCACCACCCUUGGUGCCCACCCUGCCUCGAUGUGUUUAGCUAUUCAUAUUCUGGUUAUAAGCCCCGACUGCAAUGUAAGUAUCACUUUACCUUGGAGUCAUAGUUGGAAUGGAAUGACGUAAAAAGGAAUAAUAUGAAAAAUGAAAAUGAUAAAUCUGUUUUCAUUCCAUGAAUUUUGUAAAAAGUGCUUCUUGUUUUGGUCUGUAGAAUUGAACUUCCGCAAUGAACACGAGCAAAAAUAUUUGCUGUUGUAGUUUUUCACUUCCUCUAGUUAUAUAGCAUCUAUUUAUAAUC